AUGAAGCUCUCUGUUGCCGUCCGUGAGAUGACGCCUUCUGGCGCCAAGCAAGUAUUACACACUCCCAACCGCUCCAACUUAUUGGCGCGUCCUGCAUACGGUGGCUGCCGCCUCUGUGGUCUUCCUGGUCAUCAUUCAACCAAUAUCUCACAUCCGGCUGCAUAUCGUGUCGCUCUCUUCUCGCUCAUCGGCUUUUGGGAGGAUAUCGCAGACCAUGUAUCCUCCCUGUACCAGUACUCCGAGCGCUUCCAGAAAGCCAUCCAAACCAACGAGCCGACCUACGCAAUGCGUUUGGACAACCGACCGCUCAAAGGUGGCGAUAUGGGGUUCCUGGCGCACGUUCGCGGUAUUCGAGCAAAGGUCAACGUGGUGCUCGAUGAAGAGGGUUUGAGUAGGUAUGAGCGAGUAACCAAGAACUUGGAGGGGGUUUUCCUAGGUGGACUGACCUUGUCUAGCCUCUACGAGCGCAGCAUGGCGAUGGGGCAGUGA
Messenger RNA from Alternaria atra, 489 nucleotides. RefSeq lists its product as uncharacterized. Lineage: Eukaryota; Fungi; Ascomycota; Dothideomycetes; Pleosporales; Pleosporaceae. The coding region runs from base 1 to 489 and encodes 162 amino acids. The transcript has 3 exons. The record is from RefSeq and is a predicted model, not a curated record.